AUGGAAUCUUCUCGCCGGGUUCGCAUCGCCGAUCUCCCGCAACGCGAUCUCACGGAUGGCUACCGUGACAGCCGACCCACCACACCAGUCCCGUCUAAGAGCAACCCUCCCUCCGGCCCAUCCGUCACCGCCCUCGAUCUCCAGAUGCAGGGCCUGGAGAGUACUCUAGAUGCGUUGAAUAGAGCGCGCAAGGGACUUGAUAGAAUCGCAGUCGAGGGGUGGCGCGCGGAUCUGAGAGUGGCCGACGGGCUCAUCGUGGCGAUUGCCCAACGUGGUACUAAGAGUACGAUUUGGCAGAUCUGCCACCCGUCCAAGUACCCCAAGAAACAGGAUUUGUUACGAAGGCAUGUCGGAGUCGCCCAGGACGCGUACGAAACUGCCGGCAGGCGGUACCGGGAUGUCGUCCGGCCCCUGGCUGAACUCUGCGAGAAGACCAAGAGUCUCGGCGAUGGUGCCAAGCAGGUGGGCGAUUUGAUCCGCGAGUUAAGCAAUUGCAAGAAGACGGUUUUCAACGUAGAAAUCAGAAUAGCAUCGGAAAUGUGGUCACGCAAGGCGUCGAAACUUGCGGCCAUGCGCAAGCGGGAGCAACAGAUGAAGAUGAAGCCGAAGUUUGUGAGGAUUCAGCAGACUACCAUGGCGGGCCGGUAUAAGACCGGGAGUGAGGGUCGUAGCCCUUGCAUUUCCGGGUCGACGUCACGCAAACACACCGUGGGAAUGGACGUUUCGCUCAAGCACAACGACGAGAUGCUUUCGUCCCUGGUGGUAUUGACCGGAGAGAUCCGGAGGGUUGCGUCCGAGGCAGAAAUGCUGAAGCGUAACCUCGAGUCGCUCCAACAGGUCCGUGACGCGAAGAAUCAAGCUGAGCGGGUGCUCGUCGCCAAGAUGGUGGUCCGCUGGGAGCUUUUCCAGGCGCAGCUUGCGAGGCUCAGCAGCGAGUUGCACAAGGAGGAGGAGCCGUUGACGGCGGCGUGUGAAAGAUGUCUCUACGUCGCGGCGAGGUUGGAUGCGCUCAACGAGUCCAAUUUUUGGAGACCUGAUGUUUGGGUUGGAAGAUCUGGCGAAUAGCG
Colletotrichum destructivum is the source of this 1067-nucleotide messenger RNA. RefSeq lists its product as uncharacterized. The transcript has a single exon. The record is from RefSeq and is a predicted model, not a curated record. NCBI's taxonomy places the organism in Eukaryota, Fungi, Ascomycota, Sordariomycetes, Glomerellales, Glomerellaceae. The coding region runs from base 1 to 1065 and encodes 354 amino acids.